CAGCUGUCCACCUGUCCUCCGGUCCGCAGUUCGCAGAUCGCAGUUCGCAGCUCGCAGUCCGCUCGAGAGUGCGAGUGCGUGGUCUGCCAUCGAGGGGUAUAAAAGUAACGCAAUGCACACAGUCCACUUACAGUUGCAAUUCUUCCUCCAAGCCAAGUGAUUCGUUAUCCAUCGCUAGCAUGAAACUUCUGAUCCUCACCUCUCUGCUGGCUGUGGCCACUGCUGCUCCUGGACUCCUUGAUUAUGGACACUCGGCUCCGGACUACAGCUACGCCCAUGCCGCUCCUGCCAUAACAUAUGCAGCCGCAGCUCCAGUCAUUAAAUCCUACGCUGCUCCAGCCAUCACCUAUGCGGCUCCAGCUCCGUUGAUCAAGUCCUAUGCCGCUCCAGCCAUCAGCUACGCCCAUGCUGCUCCUGCCAUCAGCUACGCCGCUCCAACGGUGGUCAAGUCCUAUGCUGCUCCUGUGGCGGUCAAGGUGGCAGCUCCGGCCACCAGCUACUCGCACUUCAGCUCGGUUGUUUCCCAUGCCACGCCCAUCGUGAAGUCCUACGCAGCGCCUGCCAUCACUUAUGCUGCUCCAGCUCCGGUGAUCAAGUCCUAUGCCGCCCCAGCAAUUAGCUACGCCCAUGCCGCUCCAGCCAUCAGCUACGCUGCUCCCACGGUGCUCAAGUCCUACGCGGCCCCAGCCAUCAGCUAUGCAGCUCCUGCCCUGGUCAAGUCCUACGCUGCACCAGCCCUGUCCCUGGGUGGAUACGGCUACCACUAAGCUCCGCACCGAAACCAAAACACUCCAAAUCCAAAUCGAUCCCAGAUCGGAGUUGGACCAAUGGAAGCAAUUAACUGCGAGGAGUCGCAGCAGCCGAGCACGCUCUCCCACUUUUCCAAUCUGUAGUCGCAAAAUCUUCACAAUCUUCUCUGUUUGCUUCUUAUUUAUUUAAGAACUAUUAAUAUUCUCUCAAAUGCACAAUAAAGAAAAAUUCUAUUUUUC
Drosophila erecta is the source of this 989-nucleotide messenger RNA. RefSeq names its product cuticle protein 16.5. NCBI's taxonomy places the organism in Eukaryota, Metazoa, Arthropoda, Insecta, Diptera, Drosophilidae. Bases 180 to 767 code for a protein of 195 amino acids. The record is from RefSeq and is a predicted model, not a curated record. Gene Ontology annotation, molecular function: transcription coactivator activity. Gene Ontology annotation, cellular component: RNA polymerase II transcription regulator complex. The transcript is spliced from 3 exons. Gene Ontology annotation, biological process: positive regulation of transcription by RNA polymerase II.